AUGGCCAGUGUUGGCGUCCCCGUAGCGGAAGUGACCGCGUUGAAAUUGGAUGCGAAAGACUGGUAUCCGAACGUAAAGGCUAACACCUCGAAAGGCAAGAUGGCGAAGGCCUAUACCGCCACGCUGAGUCUGGCGAACGGAACCAGCCUCACGGACGUGGUGGAGUAUCGAGCUAGCGGGCAGGGUCGCAAUUACUAUUUCUUCACGAAGCAUCGUUUAGUGCUGAAGAUUUUCGUGGGCCCGACCGGGCAGUGGUCCGCGCACGAGUCGGAAGAACGGGGCUUGCAGUUGUGGCAGCCAAGGCUGCCGAAACACAUUCCUGCGUUCUUCGGCAGGUUCAUCGUCAACGCGGAGACCCACUCGGGGGUGCGUCGAGCGGAUGCGAUAUUGGUUGGCAAGGCGGGUCCCACUCUGCAGUCCGUCUUGGAGGGAAUUGAGGGAAGCGAUUCGGAGUCUAUGCGUCAGCAGGUUCGGCAACACUUCUUCCUGCUGGUUUCGGCGUGCAAGAACGCGUUCGACGCGGGUCUGCGCUUCUAUCCUGACAUGCACGCGCGUAACCAGUACAUGUUCGUGGAUCUGGAGACGUUGCUAGAUGUGAAGCGUCAUCUGACUUUUCCCGAUUGCAUGAGGAAAGCCAACAAAUUUCUUACCAGGCAAGCAUCAUUUCCACAGGGCCCGCCCUUCGCUGCGUUCAAGCAGUUGGCAAGCACUUGCAUCGAUGACUAUUGGGGGAGAAUAUCGGACCUGACAUGGCUCCAUCGCCAGCUGGAGUUGCCGGACAGAUAUCUACCCGAAGCGCCGUCUGAUCCGCCGGCCCCGCUAUCGCCGGCGGACUUCGCAAAUUUGGAAAGACUACAACCAGCCGCCGCGCCGUCGCAUCCGCGGGCCGCGCUUCCGCCGGCGGCCUUUCCAAAUGUGCAAACACAAGAACCGCCGCCGGCGCCUGCCGUCGAGACAGCAUGGGAUGAGUCGAGCGCUUCAGCUGCCGAUCCAUAUCGCCCAAGCAGCACUUCUGCGACCGUCUCGGUCGCUGUGGAGCAGUGCUGA
Molecule: messenger RNA, 1047 nt
Organism: Symbiodinium sp. CCMP2592
Lineage: Eukaryota; Dinophyceae; Suessiales; Symbiodiniaceae
Source: the annotation of a GenBank genome assembly